AUGUUUACGCCCCCCGGAGGCACGGCUUCGGCUUCUCCCACCGUUUCGGCGGCUCCGGGUGGCCUCGUCAACCACGCGGAAGCACAGGAAUCUUCGGGACAGCCCCAGGCCCGCAACGGUGGCUCGAGUACGCUUGUACCCACUGCGCUCCCUCCGGACCCCUCGCGACGUACCUCUACGGAUCACCAACGUCGUACGGUGCUGACUGCACCACCGUUGCCGAGCGCAAGUAACGGUUUCCCAAAAUCGGAAGGUUCAUGUUCUUUGUCACGAAAUAGCGGUCCAGAGCCUCCCGCGGCCGCUGGCCAUGUUGGCCGAGCGUCCGCGAUGAAGUCCGCUUUUAGUGAACAGGCGUACGCCGACGUUUUGCGCGAAAAUGCCCGCGUAGACCGCUUGGUUUCGCACGCUUCUGCGGCUGGUCCACGGCUUUUGCCCUCCUCUCCUCGUAACUCACAAUCUGGCCAGCCUUCGGGUGGCACCCAGAUUGUCCUGCCGGUUGCCGGCGCCAUUUCCCUUGAUGAUAUUUCUUCGGGGAAGGUAAGCGCACCCGCGCGGCAGGCCCCUGUUUUUGAUGGAAGUCAGGAAUACUACAACGAUGAGGUUUUCCUUUGGAAACCGCCGUCCUUUCUGGCUAAUUGGACGCCCUGUGAGUUCUCGGUCCAUGGCAUUCGCUACGUGUGCGGCGAACAGUUCAAGACGGCGGAGAAAGCCCGCAUUUUCGGCGAUCAUGCCGUUUAUGCCAAAAUCAUGGCUACCUCCGACCCGAUGGAACACAAGUCCCUUGGUCGCAAGAUAGCGGAGGCUAGCCCUUAUGACGGAUUGUGGGGCGUUGGUGUUGAUUCCUUCGAUCCGCGUGCGGCGUCGCCCUCCAAGUGGACUGGUAAAAACCUCUUGGGCAAAGCGCUUGUUGCGACGCGCAUGCUUCUGCGUGUGCGACCGGUCGAACCCGAUACUCGGGGCAAUCUGCCCCCGUGUGUCCCACUAUACACGAAAUUGCACCCCCGGGGGAGGAUUCUUCAGCUGACGAGCCCCCUUCCGAGGACGCGCGUGGCCCCUUGGGCGUGCCAGCGAACACGCCCUCGGACCACUUGA
Messenger RNA from Ectocarpus sp. CCAP 1310/34, 1092 nucleotides. The record is from the annotation of a GenBank genome assembly. NCBI's taxonomy places the organism in Eukaryota, Phaeophyceae, Ectocarpales, Ectocarpaceae.